AUGGCCUCAAAGGUACAAGGAAUUAGUAUUGCAAUUGAUCGGGGCGGAACCUUUACAGACUGCGUGGGCAAUCCAGGGACAGGAUGCCUUGAAGAUGAUAUUGUGAUCAAAUUGCUCUCAGAGGAUCCCGCCAACUACAAAGAUGCACCUUUGGAAGGUAUCCGACGCAUCCUUUCCAGAUUCACAGGCCGUGAUAUCCCUCGCGGUGAGCCUAUAGAUACUUCUUUGAUCCAAAGUAUCCGCAUGGGCACAACCGUUGCAACCAACGCAUUGCUGGAAAGGAAAGGAGAGAAUAUUGCACUUGUAGUCACCAAGGGUUUCAAGGACUGUCUGUUGAUUGGGAACCAGUCCCGCCCCAAGAUCUUUGACUUGGCCAUCAAACGUCCCGACGUGCUCUAUGAGGAAGUGAUUGAGGUGGAUGAAAGGGUCACUUUGGAGGACUACGCAGAAGAUCCCCAACGAAAUACCACUGUCACUGCCCCUCGGGAGCAGACUACCCCAGAGGCUGAUGUUGUGCGUGGCCUUUCCUCUGAAGCAGUUCGUAUCCUAAAACGCCCAUCCGAAAGCUCCGUGAGGUCACAGCUCCAGAAGGUAUAUGAUAGCGGAAUUCGAAGCAUAGCUGUAUGUUUUGUCCAUGGAUACACUUUCCCAGAUCACGAGGCACUGGUGGGAAGAAUUGCCAGCGAGGUCGGCUUUCGACAUAUCAGUUUGAGUCACCAGCUCAUGCCCAUGAUCAAACUCGUGCCGCGCACCACUUCAGCUUGUGCAGAUGCAUACCUAACCCCAGCCAUUAAGAAGUACAUCUCAGGGUUCCAGGCUGGAUUUGAGGGUGGACUAGGAAGUGAAAGUGUCAAACAAGAAGCUGGCACCAAAGGCGCACGCUGCGAGUUUAUGCAAUCAGAUGGAGGCUUGGUAGACGUGGACCAAUUUUCAGGCCUACGAGCAAUUCUUUCUGGCCCUGCUGGUGGGGUCGUCGGCUAUGCGUUGACUUCAUAUGACCCUUUGUCGAAGAUUCCAGUGAUCGGCUUCGAUAUGGGAGGGACAAGCACGGAUGUCAGCAGGUAUGGGUCUGGUCGGUAUGAACACGUUUUCGAGACAACUACUGCUGGAGUGACUAUCCAAUCUCCUCAAUUGGACAUCAACACUGUUGCUGCAGGGGGUGGCUCAAGGUUAUUCUACCGUAAUGGUCUAUUUGUCGUGGGACCUGAGUCUGCCGGUGCCCAUCCGGGGCCUGCUUGUUAUCGCAAAGAUGGCCCUUUGACGGUCACUGAUGCCAACCUGUUUCUUGGGCGCUUGGUCCCCGAUUUUUUCCCGAGUAUAUUUGGCCCCAAGGAAGACCAGGGAUUGGAAGAAGAUGCAAGCCGCUGCCUCUUUGAACAACUCGCCAAGUAUAUCAAUGAAGAAUUGGCCAAGGGAGGCCAAAGCAGAGAGAUGACCCCCGACGAGGUUGCAUUUGGAUUUAUCAAAGUCGCCAAUGAAACAAUGACCCGACCAAUUCGGUCCUUGACCGAGGCAAAAGGGCACGAUACUUCAAAACACAGGCUGGCCACCUUCGGAGGGGCUGGGGGACAACAUGCCGUUGCUGUCGCUGAAAGCCUAGGCAUUUGGCAGGUUUUAAUUCAUCGGCACUCGUCUGUGCUUUCAGCAUACGGAAUGGCUUUGGCAGAUGUGGUUGAUGAGAAUCAAGAGCCUGAAUCCAAGAUAUGGGGGAAUGAGGCUCGACACGAGCUUGAAUUGAGGAUAAAUGAGCUCAAAAAGCGAUCUACACAGAGGCUGCAAGACCAAGGCUUUGAUGAUCAUUCGAUAAUAUUUGAAGAAUAUCUUAAUAUGCGAUAUCGAGGUACAGAAUCCGCUUUGAUGAUAUUGAAACCCAGCAAGGAAGAGGGUUACUCUGACGACUGGGCUUUUGGCGAGGCAUUCGUGAAGCAACAUGAUCAAGAGUUUGGCUUUACCCUUCCAAAUCGAGAUAUCAUUGUGGAUGACGUGCGGGUGCGAGGAAUCGGGAAAAGGUUCAAAGCAUCAGAGAAGACUGUGGAUCAGCAGAUCAAAGAAUCCUGUCCAAGGGAUGUCUCCAGUGGGGAGUAUCGCAAAUCCCUAGUAUAUUUCGAAGGUGGUAGGCUUGAAACCCCCAUCUACAAAAUUGACGACUUGAAAGUUGGUGAUCGGGUGAGAGGCCCGGCAAUCCUGGCCGAUGAUACCCAGACCAUCGUGGUGACACCUGGGGCCUCGGCACUUUUGACAAAAACUCACAUUGUUAUCAACAUUGGGAAAUCUGAUUCUAGCAAUCCCAAAACGAGCACCGAGCAAGUCGAUCCGAUACUUUUGAGUGUUUUCUCACACAGGUUCAUGGCCAUUGCAGAGCAAAUGGGACGAGCAUUGCAGAAGACAAGCGUCAGCACCAAUGUCAAGGAGCGACUUGACUAUUCUUGCGCUUUGUUCGACGCAGAAGGCGGACUUGUUGCAAAUGCACCACAUCUGCCCGUCCACCUCGGAAGCAUGUCGACCUGUAUACGGAUCCAGGCCCAGAUCUGGCAGGAUAAAUUGAAUCCUGGCGAUGUCAUUGUAUCGAAUCACCCUGAAUAUGGGGGAACCCAUCUUCCAGACAUCACCGUUAUCCAACCAGCCUUUAGCCAGGGAAAGAUCAUCUUCUAUGUUGCCUCCAGGGCACAUCAUGCUGACAUUGGGGGGAUACUCCCGGGCUCCAUGCCGCCUCAUUCAAAAGAGCUAUACCAAGAAGGCGCAACCAUCAAGAGUGAAAAGCUGGUGUCCGAAGGCAAGUUCAAUGAGAAGCGGAUCACAGAAUUGCUGUACGCAGAACCAGCCCAGUACCCCAACUGCAGUGGAACUCGUUGCCUGGCAGAUAAUUUGAAUGACCUCAAGGCCCAAAUUGCUGCGAACAAGAAAGGUAUCAACCUGAUCGGAACUUUGAUUGAGGAAUAUGGCGAGGAUGUUGUACAAUUCUAUAUGCAUCAGAUCCAGGAGAACGCAGAGCUUAGCGUUCGUGAUUUGCUGAAAGGCGUCAGCAAAACCUUUGCCGGACAAGACUUGAGUGCCAUCGAUUACAUGGAUGACGGAAGCCCGAUUCAGUUGAAGAUUGCUAUAGACGCGGGUAAGGGUGAGGCCAUUUUUGAUUUUGAAGGAACAGGACCACAAGUUUAUGGCAAUGUGAAUGCACCGGAGGCUGUCACAUAUUCCGCAAUCAUCUAUUGUCUGCGAUGUCUGAUCUCUGCGGACAUUCCGCUGAACCAAGGCUGCUUGAAGCCGAUUGACGUUCGAAUUCCCCCAGGAAGUAUUUUGUCCCCCUCGGAAAGUGCUGCUGUGGUUGGUGGCAAUGUACUGACGAGUCAACGAGUGACGGAUGUCAUUUUAAAAUGCUUCCAGGCGUGUGCUGCCUCGCAGGGUGAUACCAACAAUCUCACAUUCGGAUUUGGGGGAAAUCAGCGUGGUGAGACUGAGAUGAAGGGAUUUGGCUAUUACGAGACCAUCGCAGGUGGAAGCGGAGCUGGCCCAACAUGGGAAGGUACCUCGGGGUAUUUGAGCGACGAUAUCCAGUCAUACUUCGAGAAUUUUGCUGCAGGCCAAACUCUGGAGGCAAGGGUCAGCACCGCGGAGGGGAUGGUGUUAGGGGGAGAGGAUGCGGAGUGUGGCCAGAACCUCUGGGUGCGCCGAGUGCAGAGACAAGAUGAAAGCUGGGAAGAAAGAUAUAUCAAUCUGGGUGCUAAAAACUCCGCCCAGAUGCAAGCAGGGGAGCAGAUUAUUGUUCGCACGCCUGGAGGAGGAGGAUGGGGUUUACCCAGUAAGAAAAGCCAAGUCCUUCGACAGGAAGAUGCUCGCCAUUCUUGGAGAGGCGGUUCCAUCGUCAACCGCGUGGCGAUACAGGAGGCGAGUGUCUAG
Penicillium antarcticum is the source of this 3894-nucleotide messenger RNA. RefSeq lists its product as uncharacterized. Bases 1 to 3894 code for a protein of 1297 amino acids. The transcript has 6 exons. Gene Ontology annotation, biological process: glutathione metabolic process. NCBI's taxonomy places the organism in Eukaryota, Fungi, Ascomycota, Eurotiomycetes, Eurotiales, Aspergillaceae. Gene Ontology annotation, molecular function: 5-oxoprolinase (ATP-hydrolyzing) activity. Gene Ontology annotation, cellular component: cytosol. The record is from RefSeq and is a predicted model, not a curated record.